Messenger RNA from Cylicocyclus nassatus, 447 nucleotides. NCBI's taxonomy places the organism in Eukaryota, Metazoa, Nematoda, Chromadorea, Rhabditida, Strongylidae. The record is from the annotation of a GenBank genome assembly.
AUGCUAUUCGUGCUGCGCCAUCCACCGUUCAAGGGAACAAAGAGGCGGCGCUAUAUCAACAGGACCGUUGGCACGCUCCUGGAUGUCGCGGACGAUGCAACUGUCAAGGGUCACCAGGCCAAGGAGCUGCGCAAUGCCACAGCGAAGGCUAUCUCGGAUACAUGGAAGGAUUCCCGAUUGGCUACAGCCGCAAUGGCAGCACUCGACUCCCUUGUGGACGACAAAGUCUCGCACUGGGGCAUCGCUACAGUUCCCAAUCUGACCGCCUACCCUAUCAGAUUGGAUUUUCGGUUGGACAAUAUGGCCAGCGAGGCAGGAUGGAUGUCUAAUCGAUCCAUCUCACUGUGGAUCGUAGGCGCUUCGUCUAUCUCCCGAGCUCAGAUUCGGUCGGUCGAGACCCGAGCCCAUGAAAACCUCCUGAUAAUAAUUACUCAGGCUUUUCCUUGA